AUGACUGAGGGUUCCCAUCAUGCCAUAGUUUUUGGCGCAUCGGGUCUAGUUGGGUGGGCUCUAGUGGACCAGCUCUUAAGUUCUCACCCAUAUGCUAGAUCUUUCUCUAAAGUUACUGCUGUCACGAAUCGCCCGCUCAAUUUGUCUGAGACUUAUUGGCCUGAACCGGACGAUAGUCAUGAGCUGCAGCUUGUAUCAGGUAUUGAUCUUCGGCGUGGUGAUAGGCCUACGUUGGCGGAUUCUUUGCUAGAAAAGGUCAAGGACAUUCGAACUGUUACCCAUAUAUAUUAUUUGGUAUUCACCGCAAUUGAUGAUGAUAUCGAGGAAGUCGCAACCAAUCUGCGCAUGUUUCAGAAUGUCAUCGACGCGCACAACUCGAUUAGUCCCAACCUGCAGUUUGUGGCAUUUACCGGCGGUACGAGGGGUUAUGGCAUUUAUGCCCCUGGUGGAACAUUCACGCCUCCCUUGACGGAGGAUAUGGUGCAAAAUCUCCCACCUGAUCACGCUAAGACAGUCGUAUACCCGGCCUACCGUGAGCUGCUUAGCGCAGCGAGUGAAGGAAGGGACUGGACAUGGUGUGAAGUCUGUCCAGAUGCAAUUAUCGGCUUUACACCAAAUGGUUCCCAGUUCAGUUUAGCACUACAUUGGGCUCAGUAUCUUUCUUUGUACGCCUAUAACCAUGGCGUUGAUCUGGAUGGGCAAGUCACUAAAGCAAGGGCCGUUGAGGUGCCUUUCCCUGGCAAUGUUGCCGGAGCCAACUCGUUGUUCUCUCCUGUGUCUAGCAAGUCUAUCGCCCGCUUCACGAUAUAUGCCUCAAUCAACCCUGAGACAUGCGGAAAGGGACAGCUAUUCAACAUUGCCGAUAGCGAGACACCUUGUAAAUAUGGUCAGCUCUGGCCCCAACUCGCGAGAUGGUUCGGUCUUGAGGGUGUGGAACCCACAGAGAACUCGCAAGCCCUAAAGAAUAGUCUGAAGGUGGGCGAACUUCCUCAGACUACCCCCACAUUGACGCCUGGAGAAUAUGUCGCAAAGCAUAAAGAUACCUUCGUUGGGUGCGGACACUUGAAUGCUAUCAGCGGGGGUGUUGGUGCUGGUAGUCGGCAAUUAGAUAGCGUGGGAUAUUGGUUGACUUUCGACCGGCAAAUGAGCUUGACGAGGUUGAGAAAGACAGGUUUUGAGGGGGACAGAGAUCCGAUUCAGGGCUGGUUGGAGAGCUUUGAAAUGUUCAGAAAGGCUGGUUUGAUUCUUUAG
Molecule: messenger RNA, 1251 nt
Organism: Penicillium lagena
Lineage: Eukaryota; Fungi; Ascomycota; Eurotiomycetes; Eurotiales; Aspergillaceae
Product: SDR family oxidoreductase
Exons: 4
Coding region: 1-1251 (416 amino acids)
Source: RefSeq, a predicted model, not a curated record